AAAAUAUUCCUUCAACUGCUUCUGAUUAUUAGCAAUUUAUUCGUCAAAGAGGGAAGAAUUUGAUCAAAUUUAAUGUUUGAUUCGCUGCAUCUAUCGAUAAAAUAUCGAAAUACUAUGUGAAUGAGCAUAAGACGAUACUUUCAAAAUAAGAUCUGAAAAUGAAAGAGACACCAACCGGCAACAUGGCUGACGACAAAACCCAAAAGAAAGAUGAGAAGAAAGAUGCGAAGAAAGACAAGAAGGGAGAUGAGAAAGAUGACUCCGAUAUGUCAGAAGAGGAUAGACAGUUACAAGAGGAGUUAAACCUGAUGGUAGAAAGGCUAACAGAACCUAACCAGAAUUUAUAUAAGGCGGCACUUGAGUCUCUUCGAACUUCCAUCAGAUCAUCGACCACAUCUAUGACAUCUGUACCUAAACCUCUCAAGUUCCUACGGCCCCAUUAUGACACCAUGAAAAAAGUACAUGAGAAAAUCACAGACAAUGAAAUCAAGAGAUUCUGUGCUGAUGUUGUCUCAGUCCUAGCAAUGACUAUCAGUGAGGAAAGAGAGUGUUUGAAAUACCGACUUCUUGGCUCAAAGGAAGAAAUUGGCUCCUGGGGCCAUGAAUAUGUCAGACAUCUCAGUGGUGAGGUUGCAGCAGAAUGGCAGGAGACAGAUGAUUCAAACAAAGAGAAACAGAAACAAUUACUCCAGCUGGUCACUGAUAUUGUCCCAUACCAUAUGGACCACAAUGCAGAGGCAGAGGCCUGUGAUUUACUUAUGGAAGUAGAACGCUUGGACCUUCUUGAACAGGAGGGAUAUGUCAGCAAAGAUGCACAUGCUAGAGUCUGUCUCUAUCUUACUAGUUGUGUGCCAUAUGUACCAGAACCAGAGAACACCAAUCUUCUGAGAACUGCUCUUGCAAUAUUUCGAAAAUACCAGAAAUAUCCUGAGGCACUGAGGCUUGCUAUACAACUACAUGACCUUGAACUUGUGGAAGAAAUCUUUGUAUCAUGUAAAGAAGUGAGUCAACAGAAGCAGCUAGCCUUCAUGUUAGGGCGUCAACAGAUUUUCCUCGAACUUAAUGAUGAGAUGGAUGAAUUUGAUGAGCUUGUGGAAAUUCAGUCAAAUACUCAUCUAAAUAAUAAUUUUCUAGCAUUGGCUCGUGAGUUGGAUAUUAUGGAGCCAAAAAUACCAGAAGAUAUAUACAAAAGUCACUUAGAACCAAACAGACCUUCAAUCGGGCCAGUAAAUGUGGAUUCAGCUCGUCAGAACCUUGCAUCUUCAUUUGUGAAUGGCUUUGUCAACACAGCAUUUGGACAAGACAAACUUCUUAUGGAAGAUGGCAAUAAAUGGCUUUAUAAGAAUAAAGAACAUGGUAUGCUGAGUGCUACUGCAUCACUGGGUCUGAUUCUACUCUGGGAUGUUGAUGGUGGAUUAACGCAAAUUGACAAAUAUUUAUAUUCAUCGGAAGAUUAUAUAAAGGCUGGUGCCCUUCUGGCGUGUGGUAUUGUCAACAGUGGAGUGAAGAAUGAAUGUGACCCUGCCUUAGCUCUACUAUCAGACUAUGUUCUACAUAACAACAAUAUGAUGCGAAUAGGUGCUAUUAUAGGGCUGGGUCUAGCCUAUGCUGGUUCCAAUAGAGAAGAUGUCCUUAGUCUUAUAUUACCUGUGAUGGCAGAUUCCAAGUCAAAUAUGGAGGUGAUAGGCAUGUCCGCUCUGGCUUGUGGAAUGAUUGCUGUGGCAACAUGUAAUGGUGAAGUUACAUCAACAAUUCUACAGACCCUCAUGGAGAAAUCUGAGACAGAUCUGAGAGACACCUAUGCCAGGUAUCUCGCACUAGGACUUGGUCUCACCUAUUUAGGCAAACAGGAUUCAGCUGAGGUUAUUCUUGCCUCACUAGAAGUUGUCCCAGAGCCCAUGAAAUCCAUGGCCAACAUACUCGUAGACAUUUGUGCUUAUGCAGGUACUGGUAAUGUGCUAAAGGUACAGGAACUUCUACAUAUAUGCUCAGAGCACUUUGAAGAAAAAGAGGAGAAAGACGAGAAAAAAGAAAAAAAAGAUGAUAAAAAAACAGAAGAGAAGAAAAACGAGAAAAAAGAUGAUAAAGCCGACACCAAAAAAGAAGACGUUAAAAAGGAAGAUGCUAAAAAAGAAGAGAAUGAAAAGAAAAGAGCUGAUUUAGCUGCUCAUCAAGGUGUUGCUGUUUUGGGUAUUGCAUUGAUCUCAAUGGGAGAAGAGAUAGGAUCAGAAAUGGCAUUCAGAGCAACUGGCAAUUUGUUGAGGUAUGGAGAGCCAGUGAUCAAGAGGUCUGUCCCACUAGCCUUAGCCCUGCUCUCUACUUCUAACCCUAAACUACAGAUCUUAGACACACUCAGCAAGUUCUCUCAUGACAGUGACCCAGAAGUGUCCCACAAUGCAAUCUUAGCCAUGGGAAUUGUGGGUGCAGGGACCAAUAAUGCCAGACUGGCAGCCAUGUUACGUCAACUAGCUGUAUAUCACGCUAAAGAUGCCAACAAUUUAUUUAUGGUGCGCCUUGCCCAGGGCCUGACCCAUAUGGGGAAGGGUACCCUGACCCUAUGUCCGUACCAUAGUGAUCGCACCCUCAUGAGCCCUGUAGCUGUUGCUGGCCUCCUAGCCACUCUUGUCUCCUGUCUUGAUGUCAAAAAUAUAAUCCUUGGUAAAUCUCAUUACAUUCUCUACACCCUUGUAUCUGCCAUGCAGCCCCGUAUGUUGGUCACAUUUGAUGAAGAACUACGUCCAUUACCUGUGUCAGUACGAGUAGGCCAGGCUGUUGAUGUUGUAGGCCAAGCUGGGAAACCUAAAAGCAUCACAGGGUUCCAGACUCACACCACCCCAGUCCUGCUAGCGUAUGGAGAGCGGGCAGAACUAGCCACUGAAGAAUAUCUAUCACAGACUCCUGUAAUGGAAGGAUUUGUUAUACUAAAGAAGAACCCUGACUAUGAUGAAUAAGUGGCCUAUUUCAUGAAGAUGUUGAAGAGAGUGUCUGAAAGAGACUUACAUUUUGCAAAUUGAUUGGACAGUUGUCAUAUGAUCAAAAUUAUGAAUUAUAGUUCAAAACUAAAGACUUAAAGGGAAGAGGUUGACAGGGAUCCUCAGUGGGAAAUAUAUCAUCAAAUGUGACGCAGAGUGACAACAGGAUGAAAGUCAGUGUCUUGUAUCUUCUCUAUCAUACAAAUCUGGUCAAAUGUCAUCAUUAGAGCAUACCUGAUUUAAAUCUCCCAUCAAAGAGACAGACAUGAUCCAAUUGUAAGUAGGCCACUCAGGUGUGAUACAAAUGCAUUUGAGGGAACGUAUAUCAAGUUCCCCCUCAUAAGUUUCAGAUUUACUGAUCAAAAUUAAAUUAUGGACCAAUUUCCCUGUUCAUGCUAAAAUUGAAUUAGCCAAUUAUUAAUUCCACAGGACAGUUCCCAACAGACCAGUGCUUAUGUCAGUUGCCAUACUAGAUGAUGAGCUCUAAAUACUGGAUUUUGGAAUUUUGUACAAAUGUGUAUUAAAUGUAUAAUAUUGUAUUUGUUACUAAAAAUGUGUAAUAAAUACAGUUUAAAAUAUAACUAAAAAAUCAAAAA
Molecule: messenger RNA, 3568 nt
Organism: Owenia fusiformis
Lineage: Eukaryota; Metazoa; Annelida; Polychaeta; Sabellida; Oweniidae
Source: the annotation of a GenBank genome assembly